This is a messenger RNA of Poecilia latipinna (sailfin molly), 1131 nucleotides long. RefSeq names its product glycoprotein hormone subunit alpha 2 (gene gpha2). Gene Ontology annotation, biological process: cell surface receptor signaling pathway. The record is from RefSeq and is a predicted model, not a curated record. NCBI's taxonomy places the organism in Eukaryota, Metazoa, Chordata, Actinopteri, Cyprinodontiformes, Poeciliidae. The transcript is spliced from 3 exons. Gene Ontology annotation, cellular component: extracellular region. Gene Ontology annotation, molecular function: hormone receptor binding; hormone activity. Bases 266 to 664 code for a protein of 132 amino acids.
AGAGAGGCCUUCACUUGUUUAAAUUGAAAGUCAAAGAACCCAGAUAAAUGAUUUAUUUAUUUAUACAUGUUGUCUCCAUGAGAUACAAUAUCUCAUUUACAAGAGAGACCUGUUCAGGUAAAACAAACAAAGCCACAAAACAAGCAAUUAAAAAUUUUGACUCAAUUAAAUAAGCAAAUAAAACAUGAGCUUCUUUAAUUCACUGAGCUUAAUGACUGUAGGAUUCCAGCAAUGUUUAACGUACCGUUUUGUCUGAUCGGCCCAGAUGUUGCAGAGCAUCUCACACAUCUGCCUGCUGGCCCUGAUGUCGCUGCUGCUGCUCUUCUCUCUGGGGUGGAGCAAAGAGAAACAAACCCCAGGAUGCCACCUAUACCCCAUCAACGUGACGAUCCGCAGCGACCGUCGUGGCACCUGCAAAGGGACCCAUCUGGUGUACGCCUGCGUGGGCUACUGUGAGUCCAGCGCUUUCCCGUCCCGAUACUCGGUUCUGGUGGCCUCAAACUUCACACACAACAUCACCUCCGCUUCACGCUGCUGCACCAUCAGCAAGGACGCCAAGGUCAAAGUUCGCCUGGACUGCCCGCGCGGUCGGCACUACGACGAAAUCGAGAUCCUGACGGCGAAGGCGUGUCGCUGCGACAUGUGCCGCAAAUCCCGCUACUGACAUUUCAUCACUUCAGGACAAAAUGCUGCAUUCCAACAAUUCACCGCAUAAAAAGCAGAUUAUAGUUUACAGAGUUAAAAACAAAACUACUUCAGCAGAAACUUUUCCACUUCUAGCCAUGCUUUGAAUAGACAAAAUAUGCCUAACUCAUCGAAUUGAAAAUGUUUUACAUUUUUGUCCCUAAUUUGUCUUUAAUCAUCGAAAGCAAGAUGGCCGCCGUCCUGAAACUUUGAGUUGUCCCUGGAUAAACACACCUGAAUAAAAUGAACAGAGUCAUGCUUAUGACUGAAUAAUGUGUCUCUGAAGACUUGUCUAAACUUAGCAGGACUCCUGUUGACUAAACUCUAAAAUCCUGAAGAAAAUUAGCAUUGAAUGCAUCUCAAGUUCUUCUUAGUUGCUGGAUGAAAAAUGUUUUUGCGUUCUUGUUUCACUUUUAUUGCAUUUGUCGGUCAUGUUCUGUCAGGAAU